GUGCAAGGCUGUUGGGUAGUUUGAAAGUCCUGGGAUCCAGCCCGUCCUGAACUGGGAGUCCUGUAAUUAGUCUCGUCACGCUUUUUGCGACCCACUCUCAGGUUGACACUAGGUCACCAUUUGCCAGCGCGCAUCCUCCAGCUCUGGGAAUCACCAAAUAGAGUGUCUGGCCAGAAGCCGCUCUCAUGGAUGUCAUUCACCUUCCUUCAAAUGACCACGGGUCUGAUACAGAGUUGAUUCUUUCCGAACCAUCAUCUUCUCCAGAGCAGGAUGCCACAAUUCAAUUCUCGCAUCAACGUUUUGUACCCUCAGACUUUCUGAAACCAGAAUCUGGGGACCAUCCAGAGAUCGCCCCCUUUCUUACUGAAGAGCCUUUUACUUCGCCAAGCCUUAUCAAACGUUCUCUGGGUUUGAGCAAGGCGUCAUUCUCAUCCCUCACCUCUUCUCGGCAAGGAAGUUCCAGCAGCAUCCUUUACCCAAACCGUGGAGGAGCCGAAUCACAAAUCCUCUCAGACUUCUAUGGUCAGCCGCUUUCCGACUUCUCCUUGCGCGAGCAGGGCAGUUCGAGCGAUCUCCGCAGGGGCAAAAUGAAGAAGUUAACCGACAUCCUUAAGAAGCGCAGCCGGGGAAGGCUCUCCUCAGACACAGGCUCGUCAUCCCAGAUAGCUUCAUUUUCUUCAUAUGCCUCCGCUUCAACAGAAACUUUCAUGAACCCCUUCGUUCCAUCUCCCUCACCAGUACUCAAGAAAGACAAGAAGGAGAAAGGGCGACAACAAAAGGGACGACUACCUCCUAAUCCACCAAGUCCUCCAUUGUCCCCCGAAAAGGGUUAUGAAUUGAUGAAGAUCGACCUUGAGUCAAUUGCGCACAUGGAGGGUAUCGUCAAUCCGUCCCUUUCCGGGCAGAAUAUUGCACCAUCGAACGUUUCUCCAUCAAGUACAGUUGAUCCAAGUACUGCCAGUACUUCUGGAAGUAGCUAUCAGCAGCCCCCAUCACCCACACUCUCCACCUCCUUUGUGUUCAGCAAUCCACAUCCCUUUUCUUCCACUUCUCCUACCAGCAAGCGAAAAGCUUGCAUCGAUUUUCGAAAGCUAUCUCCAAAGAGUCUACCCCCUUUAGUUGGACCAGAGGAACUAGACAUGUUUGGAGUGACUCCCUAUGAAACACCUCUUUGGACCGCUCCAGAGAGCUGGGCUGUCGAGAACGGUGAGGAGGCAGAUGUAGGGGGGGACUCGAGCUCCGAAGAGAGCACAAGGGAUGCCACAUCGUCUUUCAAUAGCUCGGGACUUAGUUCGAAACGUAAAUCCCGUCGGAAAAGCAACCACCCGCGUAAGCUGUCCUCUCGCGGCAGCAAUGACCGCGUCCGCGUUCGAAUAUAUCGCGCGGACGGAUCAUAUCACGUUGCUCCAAUCUCGAUACACUCCACCGUUGCGGAGCUCACUCCGUCACUUAAUCAGAAGCUAUUUGCGCACAAGGAACGUGAGACACAUAAACUGUAUCUCAAGGAGAGGGGACGAGAGCGUGUAUUGGCGCCAACCGAGAGGCCAGCUGCCAUUGUCAUUCGUCGGUUGGAGCAGGCUGGAUAUGACCAAGCGGACAACAUGACCUUCCUUAUGAAAUUCGUUUAUAAAAGUCAACUCCUCGGCCCAGCAGCUGAGGACCUUACAUUUGAUACAUUCGACCUGGUCGACCUGACAGGCUGUAGUCUACCCACCAUACCCAUCGUCCUUCAUCAAAACGCUGGCUCGAUCAUACCCCUGGAUUUUAUACAGUCCUGCACGACCCUCCGCGACCUCAAAUUGUCCAGCAUGGCGAUGAAGAAAGUGCCUCAGAGUGUUCGGCACUCUACCAGCCUACAUCGACUCGACCUGUCAUGUAAUCGCAUCGUGGACUUGGAUGAUGCUGGUCUCGACCGUAUACCUGAGCUCUCAAGCUUGAGGCUCCAGAAUAACAGGAUAGAGCAGCUGCCCUGGUAUUUCCCUCGCCUCAAGUUUCUGAACUUCCUAAACAUCUCAAACAACAAGUUCGUGAACCUGCCCUGUCUUGUUGAGCUCGAUAUGUCUUUCAACAUGAUCACUGAACUUCCGGAGGAAAUUGGUCGGCUCGUUACUCUCGAGCGCCUUAUUUUGAUUGGGAAUCAGGUGGUCAGGUUACCCGAAGAAUGCAGGAAUCUUGUCAACCUACAGUUACUUGACUGUCGGAGAAAUAACAUUUGCGAUAUUUCCAUCGCCUACGCCCUACCCAAACUCCAAACUCUUUAUGCAGAUCAUAAUUCCGUUCAUGCCCUUCAUCUGUCCAUUGGUCCCAGCCUGUCAGUUCUGGACGCCUCCCACAACGAUAUCACAUUCCUCAAAUUCGCUCCUAGCUCUCCACCGCAAACAUCACUCACUCUCACACAGCUCGAUGUUUCCUACGCUAAACUUUCCUCUCUUGAUGCAUUCGAUUUCUCUCAGCUCCCUGCCCUUCACACUCUGAAACUUGACCACAAUGAACUCCGCACGCUCCCAGACUCCCUCGGCGAACUCUCCAUCUCAUACACCUUUCCUCGCCUAGAAACCCUUGAUGCUCAUAACAACAGCUUGACGGAGCUACCUGUAUCCCUCUGGAAUUGCGCAUCGUUAAUCCAUAUCAACGUUACCUCAAAUCUGCUUGCUAGUUGGCAUGAUCCUCCUGGAGAUAACUUGAUUGCACCGGCGCCAUCUGGAAUAACUCUCGAGAUUCCCUCAUCAUCAUCAGCCAGCCACACUCCAAGAAAGCCUUCCAAUGCUACAUACACUAUGUCAAUACACAACGCACCCGGUCGACCACUUCCGCCCCUUGCUUACUCUCUCGAGCGACUCUCAAUCGGAGAGAACCGUCUGACAGAGGAAGCAAUCCCUCCGUUCACCAUCCUCAAAGAGCUUCGUGUCCUCAACUUAUCCUUCAAUGAAAUUCAAGAACUGCCGUCUUCCUUUCUCCGCAAUCUACAGCAGCUGGAGGAACUAUACCUUAGUGGCAAUCAGUUAACGAGUAUCCCCACUGAAGACCUCGUGAAAAUGACCCGAUUGUCGGUGUUGUUCUUGAACGGGAACAAAUUCCAGACGCUCCCCGCUGAACUGGGCAAAAUUCCCAGUCUGACUAUCAUUGACGCCGGCAGCAACCUGUUAAGGUACAACAUUCACAAUUGGGAGUUUGAUUGGAACUGGAAUUUCAAUUGUAACUUGAAGUACCUUAACCUGUCAGGCAAUAAGAAAUUGGAUCUCAAGCAGAACAACGAUGGAAAGCGCGUGGUGGAUGAACGUGGAAGAGUACUUUCUGACUUCUCUCGACUAUCUCAGCUCCGUGUUCUCGGGUUGAUGGAUGUCAUGACCACUUUCCUUCCCAAUAUCCCUGAAGACUCUGACGAGCGACGUGUUCGUACUUCUCAGACGGAAGUUAACGGAAUGUCAUAUGGCAUUGCCGACACCAUUGGGAGGAAUGGCUACCUAACCACGCUCGAUCUCGUCCUGCCCGAAUUCAGAGGGAAGAAGGAUGAGGCACUGUUCGCAAUGUUUGGGCGUACUAAAGCUCUUCCCGGCAACAAUACUCUGUCGAAAUACCUGCACGACAAUUACGCCUCUGUCUUUACCGAGCAGCUUCUUCAGCUGAAGAAAGACCAGAAAGGGGAGCGAAGGGAUGGCGUACCGGACGCAAUGAGGCGCACAUUCCUGAAGCUGAACAGACAGCUCCACGACAAGCUCUACUCGCAACUAUCUCGUAAGAUGUCCCAAGUCAGCGCAUCUACCACCGGUCCUUCUGGACCCGAUUCUUCUCACCUCCGACAAGGAGCUUCGGGCAUCGUGGUAUACGUGGUCGGCCGAACGCUGUAUGUUGCUAAUGUUGGACAUGCCCUUGCUGUCAUCUCGAGCCAAGGGAAUGCAGAACUCAUUUCCAGGAAUCACGACCCUUAUGACCGGGAUGAGGCGAGGCGCAUCCGGCUCGCAGAGGGCUGGAUAUCGCCGACGGGGCUCAUCCAUAACGAGGUUAACACGUCUCGAGCCUUUGGAUAUUUCCACGACUUUCCCGUUGUCAAUGCUCGACCCGACAUCUACGUUCGCCAGCUAACCGAGCUCGACGAGUUCGUGAUCAUCGGCAACCGCGGAUUGUGGCAGUAUAUAUCCUACCAGACCGCAGUCGACAUCGCUCGCUCGGAAGCUGACCCAAUGAUUGCGGCACAGAAGCUACGUGACUUUGCCAUAAGCUAUGGUGCGGAUGGAAACACCAUGAUCAUGGUAAUAUGCGUCUCCGACCUCUUCCGCUCUCGACAGCCCAUAACAGACUCGCUUGUGGAUCCAGAGGUCUACAGCUCUAUCAAUAAAAAGAGGGCAGGGAAGAAAGCAGAUAUCGUUGAUCGCACCAUUGCUCGCUUAGAAGGAGAGGUUUCACCGCCCACUGGGCAUCUCUGCUUAGUAUUCACCGACAUUCGAAAUUCAACACAAUUAUGGGAAGCAAAUGCAGGCAUGCCCACAGCAAUGCGUAUUCACAAUAACCUGUUGCGACGACAUCUUCGAACUUGUGGUGGUUACGUUGUCAAGACGGAAGGCGACGCAUUCAUGUGGUGCCUCAUCGUUCAGCUGCAACUUCUCCGCGAACCCUGGCCGCUGGAGAUAUUGGAGUGCCCUGAGGGUAAAGAGGUGUAUGAUGAGCAUGGUCAGCUUCUUGCACGUGGCCUUUCAGUCCGCAUGGGCGUCCACUGCGGUACUCCAGUGUACGAACCAGAUCCUAUCACUGGUCGCAUGGAUUACUUUGGGCCCAUGGUCAUCCGAGCCGCUCGUAUCAGUGGGCUCGCGCUGGGUGGGCAAAUCAUGUGCAGCGCUGACGUCGUUCGCGAGUUGAAUGCCAAGAUCUUCGAGAAUGGCCAGGACACGGAGUACUCAGAGUUUCAACCAACUCAGGCCAUCGAGGCGAUCCGGCAAAUGCAGAUAGCCCUUGUCCCUGCCGGGGAAGUGAAGUUGAAGGGGCUGGAGAUUCCGGAGAUAGUUUCCCUCGUCUACCCAGCAGCCCUCUUAGGCCGUCAGGACUUAGAUGCGUCUGGGUCGCAUCUGAGCACAUCUACAUCCACAGCUCGAGUCCAGUUAAGCAUCGCUCAAGUCAGAGACUUAGCUAUGCUAUGCCUGCGUAUUGAGGCCCUGACUUCAGGCCGCAUCUUUCGUCCUUGUCCCGAACAGAAGGAGUGGGUGCCUGACAUUCCAUUGGAGCCUCCCUCCGACGAAGACGUCUUGGAGUCUUCGGUGAUGUAUGGUGAUCCGAACUUGCUUCUCCCCCCGAUGAACGAGAAAACAUCUGAUCUUGAGAUCAUGAUGCACCUCGAUUCGCUAUCCUUGCGGCUUGAGAACGCUGUUGCGUGUCUGGCUCUCAAGAAACUAUCUGACCAGUCGUCCGCCAUCGUGACAGCUCUAGAAGGCCAUGAGGGUAUUGACGAACGGACGCUUCAUCUAAUAACUUCGUUGUUAUCUCGCUGUUGA
Messenger RNA from Suillus subalutaceus, 5483 nucleotides. RefSeq lists its product as uncharacterized. Lineage: Eukaryota; Fungi; Basidiomycota; Agaricomycetes; Boletales; Suillaceae. The transcript has 11 exons. The record is from RefSeq and is a predicted model, not a curated record. Gene Ontology annotation, molecular function: protein binding. Gene Ontology annotation, biological process: cyclic nucleotide biosynthetic process; intracellular signal transduction. The coding region runs from base 186 to 5483 and encodes 1765 amino acids.